GAGGGACGUUCCCGGUGACCCAGAACAAUCGACCAUGACAACCGAAUCGGGAUCAGACUUGGAAUCGAAGCCGGAGCCGGAGGCCGAGCCCCAGGAGGGUCACGCGGGGGCACAGCUGGGGGCGCAGCCAGGAGCUGAGCCAGGCAGUGAAGGGCAGCCCCAGGCACUGGAGCUGUUGGAGGAGGCGGCAGCGCACAGCACACCCGUGAGGAAGGAGGUCACUGACAAGGACCAGGAGUUUGGCGCCGGACCUGCCAAACAGCCCGAAUAUCAGCAAUUUGAAGACGAUAAACUUUCCCAGAAAUCAUCUAGCAGCAAACUAUCUCGAUCUCCAUUAAAGAUUGUCAAAAAGCCAAAAAGCAUGCAGUGCAAAGUGAUACUUCUGGAUGGAUCAGAAUAUACCUGUGAUGUAGAGAAACGCUCCAGAGGCCAAGUGCUGUUUGAUAAAGUAUGUGAACAUCUGAAUUUGCUAGAAAAAGACUAUUUUGGGCUUACAUAUCGAGAUGCUGAAAGCCAGAAGAAUUGGUUGGACCCUGCUAAGGAAAUUAAAAAACAGAUUCGAAGUGGUGCUUGGCACUUUUCAUUUAAUGUGAAAUUUUACCCACCAGACCCUUCCCAGCUCUCUGAAGAUAUCACCAGGUACUACCUCUGCUUACAGCUGCGCGAUGACAUCGUGUCUGGCAGGCUGCCCUGCUCCUCUGUCACCCUUGCCACGUUGGGCUCGUACACCGUCCAGUCAGAACUGGGAGACUACGACCCAGAUGAGUGUGGCAGUGACUACAUCAACGAGUUCCGCUUCGCGCCAAACCACACAAAAGAACUAGAAGACAAAGUCAUCGAGCUGCACAAGAGCCACAGAGGCAUGACGCCCGCAGAAGCAGAGAUGUAUUUCUUGGAAAAUGCCAAAAAGCUCUCCAUGUAUGGGGUGGAUUUGCAUCAUGCCAAGGAUUCUGAGGGAGUUGAAAUCAUGUUAGGAGUGUGUGCAAGUGGCUUGUUGAUAUAUCGUGACCGACUACGCAUCAACAGGUUUGCCUGGCCAAAGGUUCUAAAGAUUUCAUACAAACGGAGCAACUUUUACAUUAAGAUCCGGCCGGGAGAGUUUGAACAAUUUGAAAGCACCAUCGGGUUUAAGCUGCCCAACCAUAGAGCGGCCAAGCGUUUGUGGAAAGUGUGUGUGGAACACCAUACAUUUUUCAGACUGUUGUUACCAGAAGCACCUCCAAAGAAGUUCCUUACCUUGGGGUCCAAGUUUCGUUACAGUGGCAGAACACAAGCCCAAACCAGGAGAGCUAGUGCACUGAUAGACCGCCCGGCCCCUUACUUCGAGCGUUCGUCCAGCAAACGUUAUACCAUGUCUCGCAGCUUGGACGGAGCAUCAGUGAAUGAAAACCAUGAAAUAUACAUGAAGGAUUCUGUGUCUGCUGCAGAGGUUGGUACUGGCCAGUACAUGACAACAAAGGGCAUCUCUCAGACCAACUUGAUCACCACUGUGACUCCGGAGAAAAAGGCAGAGGAGGAGCGGGGCGAGGAAGACGACAGACGGCAAAAGGCCGAGGAAGCCACACCCGUCGCUGCCGUACGGCCCGAGGGAAAGUCACCCGGGCUUGGCACUGACUCAUGUCCCCCCUCCCCCCCAUCAGCCCGCUCUCCCCCUGCAUCUCCCACAGGGCUCCGCAGGAGGUGUAAGGAGAACGGGCACCCCUCGCCGGGGGUCGAGCCGGCCAGAGAGCCCGGGCACCUGCACGGGGAGCCCGCCUCGGACUCUGAUGGCCGAGGGAAGCUGUGCCUGGGGGACCACGAUGUGGCUUUUAGCUGCAAACAGCGGCCGGGCAGAGGGGCCACGCUGUUUUCCUUCUCCUUGCAACUCCCCGAGUCUUUCCCCUCUCUCCUGGAUGACGAUGGCUACCUGUCCUUCCCCAACCUUUCCGAGAGCCACCUCCUGCCCCAGAGCUUGCGGCAUUACCUCCCCAUCCGCUCGCCCUCUCUGGUGCCCUGCGUGCUCUUCAUCUUCUUCUUCCUGCUCUCCGCCUCCUUCUCAGUGCCAUACGCCCUCACUCUCUCCUUCCCUCUGGCUCUGUGCCUCUGCUGCCUGGAGCCCAAGGCGGCCUCCUUGAGUGCCUCACUAGACAAUGACCCGAGUGACAGUUCAGAGGAAGAGACCGACAGUGAGCGCACGGACACCGCGGCUGAUGGGGAAACCACCGCCACUGAGUCGGACCAGGAGGAAGAUGCAGAGCUCAAGGCACAGGAGCUAGAUAAAACCCAAGAUGACCUGAUGAAACAUCAGACCAAUAUUAGUGAACUGAAAAGAACCUUUUUAGAAACCUCCACAGACACUGCCAUCACGAACGAAUGGGAAAAGAGGCUUUCCACCUCCCCCGUGCGACUAGCCGCCCGGCAGGAGGAGGCACCCAUGAUCGAGCCGCUGGUACCUGAAGAGACCAAAGAAGAAAGAGAGAUUUCUGAAAAGGUUCUAUUUUUGCAGCAAGGAAGCUCUCCAUUCUUUGAGUCUCAGGGCACAGAGGACUGGGUUAUUGUAGACAGAAUACCCACUGAGGUAGUUGAUGGUGAUUCGAAAAAGAUUGUGACGUACAAGGUGGUGACCGUGAGCGCUAGAACCGAUGACAUCCCCGCCGACUCGUCAGGAUCUAGCGCCACUGAAGUGCAGAGCUUUGAAGACUUGGCCCGAGAAAUGCACUUGAAGGAAGAGAACAAACAGAAAAUAUACACACUCGGAAAGUCCUACGAUACCGUGUCUGGAAAAAUUGUCACUAUGACAGGAAAAGUCAAAGAAGGGGAGAAGGUGGUGUCCCCCUCCCCUCUUGAGCCAGGGCUAGCCGAGCUCACAAAGACCCCCCGUGUCCUGGCAGAGUUCGAGGUCCUGGGAGUCCUCACCGAGGACAGGACCAGGAGGGGGCCUGAGGUCCACACUCCAAAGCGGAGGCUGUCGGAGUCGCUGGCCCCCAUCAGGGAAGCCGAGUCCCGGCUGCAGAGCCCCGAGGAUGAUGCUCUUGAGAAAAGCCACGUGCCCGGGAGGGAUGCCAGUCUGGAGGGCGAGCGGCUGGGCAGAGCGGAGCCCGAGGCCGAGGCCGAGGCCGAGACCUGGAAGGUGGGGCCCUUCAGUCCCCGCAGGAAGAGCCUGUCCCAGUGGAGAUACUCCCAGGAACCGGCCAUCACCGUCGCCACCACCCAAUACGUUGUCACAGAGUCGGCCACGUCCCAAGUCGUGACUAAACAGUCUUCUGGAGAAAAGCUCAUGGAUGGCUCUGAAAUCUUCAGCUUAUUAGAGUCUGCGAGAAAACCGACAGAAUUCAUAGGAGGGGUUACUUCCACUUCUCAAAGCUGGGUGCAGAAAAUGGAAACCAAGAUGGAGUCUGGCAAAAUAGAGACGGAAACAACCCAGCACCCCCAGCCACUUAGCACCCAGAGGGUUGUGCAGGAAACGGCAUUGGUGGAGGAAAGACAGGUGAUGAAUGCGCAUGCAAGUGGGGAUGCUUCUUACGCAGCUGGAGAUGACAUGGAUGCUGUGACCCAGGCAGCAUCUGCUGAUAUAUCUGAUGUGAAAGGGAAGGAGGUCUCUGCUCUGACUGAGGGAGCGAAGGAGGAAAAAGGGGAGGUGGCCGACAAAGCUGUCCUCGAGCAGGGAGAGGUGGCAGCUGCUUCCCAAGAGCCAGAGGAGGAGCAGAGUGCAGCCAUCCACGUUGCUGAAGCUUCGGAAGAAAAACCUCAUUUUGAGUCAUCUACUGUGAAGACAGAAACCGUCAGCUUUGGCAGUGUUUCACCAGGAGGAGUAAAGCUAGAAAUUUCCACCAAGGAAGUGCCUGUAGUUCACACAGAAACAAAAACCAUAACAUAUGAAUCAUCACAGGUUGAUCUUGGUGCCGAUUUGGAGCCAGGUGUGCUCAUGAGCGCACAGACGAUCACAUCUGAAACCACUGGCACCACGACCACCACCCACAUCACCAAAACUGUGAAAGGAGGCAUUUCAGAGACGAGAAUCGAGAAGCGAAUCGUCAUCACGGGAGACGCGGACAUUGACCAUGACCAGGCACUGGCUCAGGCAAUUAAAGAGGCCAAAGAGCAGCACCCUGACAUGUCAGUGACCAAAGUAGUGGUCCAUAAAGAGACAGAGAUCACCCCUGAAGAUGGAGAGGAUUGAGCCCAGGAAUAACCUAGGCUGCACCUGAAGCCAGUCACGCAAACCAUUAGAAAACCCAGAGUCUAUGUGGAGUUUCCUCUUCUAACCCACUGAUUUGCAUCUGCCCAUGGACAAUUUCAAUCCAGAAGAACUGACCUUGACCAUUUAAUAAAGACGCUGGCAGAGACCUUCCCAUAAUAAAGCAAUCUGAGUCAGGCUCACUAAACUGACAUUGCAUGAAGCAACGAUACAAUUACAAAACAAGCAGCAUUUUUACGUUUCACACAGUGUCUGAGUUCUCAGCUACACCUGCACGUUCAUAACCAACAAUAGAAACCGUGAUCUCAUGUAACACAUAGAGCAAUCCAUGCCUUUCAUAGCUGAUUAUUAUUAAAGUCUAAACAAAAUUGCAGUUUCUUAGGUGACAGAUCUUUUGUUUACAGAUCAACAAAGAUUACCCUAAACUGCUAGAAGCUGUCUAGUCCCGUGUGUCAGGUUUUUCCCAGAUUAGAUGUGCCAAUAACCGAGUUUAUUCAUUAAAUAACUUGAAUCUUGUACUUGUUUCCUCUGGUUUAUUACUCUCACCUGUCAGCAGUAACGACUCUCCGAUCCUCUGGAAAUAUUUAGCGCUCACAAUCCUGCUUUGUGUCAUCUGAUUUAACCGUUAGAAAGUAGUACUGACUUUAGCGUAUCAGUGUGAUCUCUUCCCCGUCGUCCGCUUUGGUCUGCGUUCAGUCUGGAAAGCCUCCCAGAGUUCCCUAACAAGUCCUAAAUAUGUAAAUUGUCAUUAUUUUGGAAAGAAGACCUGUAUUUUUGUUAGUUCACCGUAUGAUGAAAUUUCACUCCGGGAAAACCCGUUGGGCUCCUGUUGCUUUGUUUUCUUUCUUCAUUUCUUCGUCCUUUUAUCUUUUUUUUAAUGGAUUUUUCUUCUUUUACUUGAAAAAAAGUGUUUUAUUUCCAAAUCUGGUCCAUAUUUGCAGUCUAGUUCAGAGCCAAGCCUUAAACUGUACAGAAUUUCCACUGUAAUAAAACUAUUUAGUGUUUAGUUAUAAAU
Molecule: messenger RNA, 5192 nt
Organism: Lagenorhynchus albirostris (white-beaked dolphin)
Lineage: Eukaryota; Metazoa; Chordata; Mammalia; Artiodactyla; Delphinidae
Gene: EPB41L3
Product: erythrocyte membrane protein band 4.1 like 3
Exons: 25
Coding region: 35-4159 (1374 amino acids)
Biological process (GO): cortical actin cytoskeleton organization
Cellular component (GO): plasma membrane; cytoskeleton
Molecular function (GO): structural molecule activity; actin binding
Source: RefSeq, a predicted model, not a curated record